AUGCUCUGUCUUAUUUCCGUUCUCUCCCAUGAUUGUUCCAUUGCUACCAUACCCAAUCGCCUAUAUAUCUGCCGGUGGUGCCCAACAGAAGCCCUAAAAUCGAUUUCAAUCGUUCGCACCUCCUCUCAGUUGCAUAUCGGUCGACCUUUCCAGGGAAAAAACAUCGAUGAGACAGGUAGGUCAAAAUCCCCUUUCGUCACCUCGACCCCUGUUUCAAAUAAUGAUUUCCUUCUCUGGAGUUUUUCAGUUCUUUCCCUCAGUUUACAUGGAAGUAGUUUGAUUUAUGGUCACGUAUUGUUGGUGGAUGCUUCAACUUUGAAGAAAGAGGUUGCUGAUGGUGUUGAAGAGGUCAGGCCAUCUCAUGUCAAUAAAGAUGGGAAGUCGGUUUACUUGGUUUACUUAAACCCGUAA
Messenger RNA from Lactuca virosa, 411 nucleotides. The record is from the annotation of a GenBank genome assembly. NCBI's taxonomy places the organism in Eukaryota, Viridiplantae, Streptophyta, Magnoliopsida, Asterales, Asteraceae.